Molecule: messenger RNA, 465 nt
Organism: Colletotrichum karsti
Lineage: Eukaryota; Fungi; Ascomycota; Sordariomycetes; Glomerellales; Glomerellaceae
Exons: 1
Coding region: 1-465 (154 amino acids)
Source: RefSeq, a predicted model, not a curated record
AUGAAGCUCAACAUCUCCAGUAUCAGCGCCGGUCUUGCGAUCUUGGCAUCCAUGCCGGCCCAAGCUGCCACCUAUUGCCCUCCGCGCCCUGCCUCCCCGACGGAACAGCGUCAAAUCUUCCAAGAGUUUUAUCAAAAGCUCUAUGUCGACAUCAACGCCACCCAAGCCAUGCUCGACCACGCGGCAGAGGAUUACAUCCAGCACAACCCGUACGCACUCUCUGGCCGCGACAACUCGAUCCAGGCUCUUUCAUUCGUCACUCCAGAGACAGUCAAGUUCAACGUCACAUUCAGCGGCAUCGAUGGAGACUUGGCGUUCGUGUACUUGCGAAUGGAUGUUGCUGGUACCCCGCGCCCGAACGCAGUGGUCGACUUGUUUCGGUUCAACGGUUCUUGUGUCCAGGAGCACUGGGAUGUGAUGCAGGAGAGACCGGACAACGCGACCAACCCCUUGGACAUGUGGUGA